Molecule: messenger RNA, 1536 nt
Organism: Seriola dumerili (greater amberjack)
Lineage: Eukaryota; Metazoa; Chordata; Actinopteri; Carangiformes; Carangidae
Gene: cyp27b1
Product: 25-hydroxyvitamin D-1 alpha hydroxylase, mitochondrial
Exons: 9
Coding region: 1-1536 (511 amino acids)
Biological process (GO): C21-steroid hormone biosynthetic process; cellular response to peptide hormone stimulus; glucocorticoid biosynthetic process
Cellular component (GO): mitochondrial inner membrane
Molecular function (GO): oxidoreductase activity, acting on paired donors, with incorporation or reduction of molecular oxygen; heme binding; iron ion binding
Source: RefSeq, a predicted model, not a curated record
AUGAUCUUUGUGAGAAAGAUGCUGCAGCAAGCUCUUAGAGUAUCCGGCCGGAGCGCCUUCCCCCUGGUCAAGUGGAUGGAGAGAUGGGCCGAGGGCGCAUCAGCGGGUCCGGAGGGCACCAAGCAGCAGGCGGUGAGGACGCUGGACUACAUGCCCGGACCGUCGUUCGCCAGCUUUGCCUGGGACUUGUUCGCCAAACGGGGGCUGUCACGGCUGCACGAGUUACAGCUGGAAGGAGUGCAGCGGUACGGCCCGAUGUGGAAGGCCAGCUUCGGCCCCAUCCUCACAGUUCACGUGGCUGAUCCAGCGCUCAUCGAGCAGGUACUGAGGCAGGAGGGCCAGCACCCAAUGCGCUCUGACCUUUCCUCCUGGAAGGACUACAGGAAGCUCAGAGGACAUCACUACGGACUCCUGACAUCUGAGGGGGAAGAGUGGCAGGCGGUCAGAAGUCUCCUGGGGAAGCACAUGCUGCGGCCAAAGGCGGUGGAAGCCUAUGACAAAACCCUGAACAGCGUGGUCAGUGACCUCAUUGCCAAACUUCGCCUCAGCAGACGUCCUCAAGGCCUCGUCACUGAUAUCGCCAGCGAGUUCUAUCGCUUCGGCCUUGAGGGCAUUUCCUCUGUGUUGUUUGAAUCCAGAAUUGGUUGCCUGGAUCCGGUUGUUCCUGAAGAGACAGAGCGUUUCAUCCAGUCAAUCAACACCAUGUUUGUGAUGACGCUUCUUACAAUGGCCAUGCCAAGCUGGUUGCACCAGCUGUUCCCUAAACCCUGGAACAUCUUCUGUCAGUGCUGGGACUACAUGUUUGAUUUUGCAAAAGCUUACAUCGACCAGCGCUUGACAGCCGAAGCAGAGAAAGUUGCUCGUGGAGAGAAGGUGGAGGGUCGUUAUCUCACCUACUUCCUGUCCAAGACAGGCCUGCCCAUGAAGACUGUCUACAGCAACGUCACGGAGCUGCUUCUGGCAGGAGUCGACACGAUCUCCAGCACUAUGUCCUGGUCCUUGUAUGAGCUGUCCCGUCACCCUGAGGUGCAGGCCUCGCUCCGGGACGAGGUGUUGACUGUACUGGAGGGUCGAAGGAUACCGGAGGCGGCAGAUGUGGCUCGCAUGCCUCUCCUGAAAGCCGCAGUCAAAGAAGUGCUUAGGUUGUACCCUGUUAUUCCUGCAAAUGCUAGAGUAAUUACAGAGAAAGACAUCCAGGUUGGAGGCUACCUCAUCCCUAAAAAUACUCUGAUCACCCUGUGCCACUUUGCAACAUCACGGGAUCCAGCAGUGUUUCCAAAUCCAGAUGAAUUCCAGCCUCAUCGAUGGUUGAACAAGGACAACACUCAUCACCCAUACGCCUCUGUACCGUUUGGGGUGGGAAAACGCAGCUGCAUAGGUCGUCGUAUUGCUGAGCUGGAGCUCUAUCUUGCUCUUGCAAGGAUCCUAAUAGAGUUUGAUGUGAAGCCAGAUCCAGAAGGGGUUUCCGUGAAGCCUAUGACACGGACGCUUCUAGUUCCUGAAAAUGUCAUUAGCCUCCAGUUUAUCGAACGGUGA